This is a messenger RNA of Cladocopium goreaui, 8232 nucleotides long. The record is from the annotation of a GenBank genome assembly. NCBI's taxonomy places the organism in Eukaryota, Dinophyceae, Suessiales, Symbiodiniaceae.
AUGCCGAACAUGCUGGAUAGCAUCCAUCAUGGCACCAGCGUGGAGGUUUGGGCACUGACAAAGGCAUUUGGCUUUGAAGUGCUUGUCUGGAGUACAGACGUGGACGCCAACUACUGGAUUGCAACGAUGGAGCAAGUCACUGACGCGGAAGCGAUGCGGCUGGCUGAGCUACACCCGCAUGCCUUGCACCUGGUGCACCAACCCAUGGGUCACACCGGACACUAUAGCUUGCUGUGGGAAGAUAGGCCACCCGCUUCGGUGUGGCAACCAACACCAUGGUUGCAGAUAUGGCACAGGGAGGGAGCACAAGCCUUGCAACAGCAUUUGGGUAUGAUCCGCGUGCAACCGUCGCGGGUCGAGCCGGCAGAGCAACCCAACCAGCCGAAUGCGGCGCCUGCCUCCGCAAAAGCGGCGGCCAAGCCAAGCAAGCCGAUGGCCUCCAACCAAGACCCGUGGCCCGCACUGGCCACGCCACCUUGCAGCAGCGGGUCCGAAGUGGGCUUUGCUGACACGGAAAGUGUCGUGUCGUGGAAUUCACACCAAUCCAGUGAAGGCUCCAGUGCCGCACCCAGCCUAGCGCUAGAACCAGAGCGUGCAUGGUGCACGCUGGAAGAUCAAUACUUGGAACAAAUUCAGACCAUCAGCCGGCAGUUUCGUACCAAACCGUUGCUGCCACCAUCCGUGCCACACGUUCCGGUAGAGUUAGCCGACAGCAUGUCCGGCGUCCCGUAUCCAGCCUGCCACUGUGCCUUUGAAGGUUGCACGUGGUGCAGCGACGCACAGCCGUGCGUGGACGCAUUGCUCUCGAAAGAUCAGUGGAUUGUGCAGGGAGUCACUUGGCACUGCAGCAGUGGAACUUGCUGCAACGACCCCGGUGCCUGUCUGUGGGCGCACUUGCGCAGCCAGCAUGCAGUCGCCUUCCAGCACUGCCCCGGAGAUCUUGUGAGUUCUUACAUCGCAGCCUUGAAAUGUGUCGAAGAGCAAUCGGUCCCGGCCGUUGGUUGGAGUGUGGAUCGUCGCACUUUGCGACGCUUGCAUGCCGAAAGACAAGAAGAGCAAACCGUUGCUCUCAUCUGUGCUUGCUGUGCCGCCGUCCUGCCCAGCGGACCGCGGAGCGAGAUUGGAUACUUGACCGUGGAACACAUCUUCGAAACCUUGACGCCCGACAGCUUCCAACAGAAUUGGGAUUUGAUGCAGUAUCGCACUUCCUAUGGCUCCCAUGCUUCGGUCCACAGGCAGCUCCACGGAGCCGAAUGGCAGCGGACCCUGCCACCAACAUUGUUCGAUGGGCAGUCCAUCCUGUGCUGUCCGGAAGAUCUCCGGUGUAGCGCCUGCCCUGCCGCUGGCAUGCAGCUCUGCCCGCAGUGCGAGCUGCCACUGUGCCGAUCUUGUUGGAGCCGAAUGCGGCAAGGCGCAUUUAGUGGCAUUCCUUCGGCCCUCAGCAACGACAACUUCUAUGGCUAUCCGGCCGAGCUCCUCUACCAACAUCGGGUGCGAUGGAUAGAGACAGCGGCUGCUUCGCCACUGUGGACUUCCAUGGUGAGCUUUUACCUUGAAGCAGACCGCGGGCACGUCUUAGAGGAGCCUGUGCAUCGAGCCGAGCACCGCCUGGCCAUCCGCGGCAACAUCAGUGCCGUGAGUUUGCCGUGGGAAGAAAUUUACGGCCACUUCGCACAGAUGACACCCCACGAUCGCAUCGCAACCUUGCCGCACGCGCUCCCUGCCUUGCGCGCAAUGGUGAAAGUGACGGUGAAGGGCAUGCGGCAUGCUGAGCUCGUGGAGUGGGUAGCCGGCAGCUGUUUCGAUCCAAAGUGCAGCGGGAGUAUGGCACAAGAAAUUUGUCCAGUCACCAUCGAAGAGCAAGCCGACCUAGCUGGUGCAGCACCCACCCCAGCUCAGACAAAGAAUGCAACCCCAGAACCUGCAAACCUCCCACAGUUUGGCGGGGAAGCCUUCUUGGGCAGCAGCCGACCACAAGUUCUCAGCCCGGAUUAUACCAGCAACCAGGCAGGUGACACGACAACCCAAGAAGUGACGCGCCUCGCUCAAGUCACCCCGAAGGUCACCAUCCAGACGGGCACAGAAUUCUGGGACCAAUGGCAGACGGAGUACCUUGCCUGGGCUUUCCCCUUCAGUGUCCCAUCCCCCGUCGGUGGGCCGGACUUUCCGAACAAGGAGCGCCCGCGACGCAAAGCCGACGCAGCAGUGCUAGGGCCAAUCCCACACCUGCGCUCCUUAGCCCGGCGCGUCGAGUCUUCGCUGCGAAACUCUUGGGAUUUGAUUUCAGGCCUCCGGCGACUGACGUUCAAAUGGCAUUCGGUGUGCCAAACGCCGCUCUACCGGUCCUGGGCAUCCAAAACCAACGCCCUCCAAGCGACACCGGCACAUGAAUGGGUUCAGGCGGCCAAAGCCUUGUAUCAAAAAUUACAAAAAGGUAAGUAUUUGACAGCCGGCAAGACGCUGAAGCCAAUCAACUACGAUGCCCGCAAGCUAUGGUUUGCCGAAGGCCUCACCCCGCCCGAAGCCCAGCUGCUGCGUGACAUCCGGCACGCGCAAAUGACUUUGCCUGGAACAGUGGAGGUCCGGCGACGGAUUGGCCGUUUUCUCUUCGGAGCACGGGUCGAACUCGGAGAACCCAUCUUCAUGACCUUAUCUCCCACGACGCGGCACAAUGCCUUGUGCUUGCGACUCUCGCGGUACCGACAGCAUGACCCGGGUGCGGGGCCGCUUUCUGGAAAGCACGUGCCACGCGUCUGGGAAGAGGCCGAGGUGAUUGUGCCAGUCCCUGAAUACGAAACGCGCCGGCAAACAUCCGUUCGAGAUCCCUGGGCCGUCGACAUAGCCUUCCAGUGCAUGGUUCGUUUUGUGUUUGCGGAGCUUCUGGGUAUUCGCAUGUGCUUCCGCUGCCCCAAUUGCAGCUGUCGCGAUGCCCUCGGACAAUCGACACAUCCCAUGGGAGGCAUUCUUGGCCUGGUGCUUGGAUUCUGCGGAGCCAUAGAGUAUCAAAAAAACAGCAACCCCCAUUUUCAUGCCAAUGUGUACGUCGCCACGGUGUGGCAACAGCCCUUGAAAAAAUUAGCUCAAAAAAUACAAGCUAAGGCCAUUACCCUGGAAGAACUGUUUCGGUACCAAGCCUGGCUGCACAAUGAAAGCCACUUCAACCUCGAACAGCAUGAAGCCCUCUUUCCAGCGUUGGAAAAAAAGUGGAUGCAAAACUUCCCUGGGACGGAGCAUGACAGGUUAUGCCUUUGGCCAGCUUUUGUUGCCGCAGACACCACGCCUUCGCCGUGGCUGCCCCAGGUUGCCGACGGCGGGCCGCUCCGCGUAGAGCGUUGCUCAUCGCCGGCCCAUGCCGCCGAAUCGCAGAACUCAGCUGCCCCGACUGCCGCAGCCAACCCAAAGGAUCUGCAGACUGACGCCAUUCGAUACCGGCAGCUCUACCAGACAGCAGUGCAAGUGAAGCUCUCACACCAGCAACACCAUAUGCACACUUGGGAUGCCAAACACCAAUGCCACGUGCCGCUGCCUGCUUGCCAGAAGAAAGACGCGCCAAACAAAUGCAAGCACGGCUUCCCAAAAACCAUCUGCGACGUGGCGCGCGUCGUGUGCCGGGGGAAUGCUCGCAAAUUUCGUCAGAGUACGGCUGGCAGACGAAAUGCACUUGGCUGCGUCCUCAAUCCACGGGACAACCAAUGGCUGUCAGGCACGAUGCAUGCAUUUACCCUGAUGUUUAUGGGCAACAGCCAUACCGGCAUCAAGUUCCGCAUCCCACUAUUGCCGGAAACGCAUGACGCGGCAUGCGAGCGGAACUGCUUGGAAACGACCACCUUGCAGCGCCUCCAACGGCUGAUGCAGCAUGCCGCGAAAAAAGCGACGCAAUACUUCACCGGAUAUUUGCAAAAAUCCCAGCCAUUGGGUCGGAAGGAGCUGCAACAAGCCGCCAAGCACCUGUCAUAUCUCGACAUUACCCCCGAGAAGGGCGCGGAAGCCAAGCACUACCGAAAAGUGUUGCAUCGAGUGUGCGGUGACUUGGAAUUUCGCUGUUCCGUCCGCCCCCUGACGGAAGAAGUCAUGUUGGCAGGUUUCUGGGACGGCGACGAACCCACGUCUGCCGAGUGCAUUCGCUCCUUUGCCGUCGUUCCCUUUGUCGGCAGUGACUCGUUAGCUCAGUACGAUAAGGCAACUGAAGUGCGGCAUCGCGUCAAGCCUACCCAUCACCGACAGGCCCACUUCAAGAGCAGCGAUCUCUACGGCUGGCGGGGUCAAGAUCCGCGGCUGCGAUAUUUGAGCCCUUGGGAAUUCACCACACUCUGGGAAGUGCAACGGCUGCAGCCACCCUCCCAACAAAAAUCUGACUUAAGUGAAUGGCUUCCUGGAUGCGGCGUCGGCCCGGAGCCGGCAGACGGGUGGCAAUUUGGGCGGGACUACCGAUGGAAGCAACACAUCCUUGCCGAUAGCCCCAAACACAUCGUCCCCUUGCCAAGCCGUGCCAGCACCGCCGCUGGAGCGGACCACUACUUCGUUCGCCGGGCCGUGCCCUUAGUGCCGUACCCCACAGCGUGCCCACUGCCCAAAGCCGACAUGAGCAAAGAUCAGCAAGCCCGCCUCCUGAACAUCUAUCUCCGCCCAUGGACUUUGGCCGGUGACGACGCCACGGUGCAUGUGCCACAUAUUCAGGCCUUGGACAUCCCCAUCACCGAUUGCCAAAAGAAGCCUUCCCAUCGAUGUGUCGGAAAAACUUCGGUGGGGUGCCGCAGUCACCACACGGCAUGGAAAGACUACAUUCGCCACCACAUCGUGUCUGCAAAUGCCGCCCGCACCAUCUCAAAUUUCUUGGCCGCUGCAGAGUGUUCGCCGGACGACGUCGAGGAAGCAACCGUCGACGAAGCCAGGAAGCCGGACAGGGAAGUCGACACAAGCUGGGUUGACAUGACGACCGUGCAACGCCUCACUGCCGGAGAAGGGUUCCAAUACUCCAAACGGUCGGCCCAGACCGUCCAGAGUCUUGUGCACGACUGGACAACACCGCAGACAAGCACGAGCAACCAAGGGCCGCGGCAGUUCUCGACCGGCCUGCCAGACCCCGGCCCAGCACCAGCAACCGGGGCAGCUGGCACAGAUCCCUUCGCCCAACAAACGCAACCGCCACGCCCGGUGGCCACGAACUACGGAACCUUCAGGUUGGACGCGGCCCGGAUGUGGUUGCAAGCUUUGAACCGGUCCGGGAUGACGCCAGCCCCCAACCCAGAACAAAAGCAAGUUCUGACAGCCGUUGUGGAAAGGUGCCACGCCGAAGCGGUCGAGGAAAGGGAAGACAAGCAGAAUCGAUCAGAACCAUUUCGAGCAAUCUUGCAUGGGGUGCCGGGCGCAGGGAAAUCCCAAACCUUGCACUGGCUUUGCACGUUUUUCGAAACGGUGUGUGAUUGGCAGCACUUGCACGAGUUUGCUUUCGUAGCCCCGCAGAACACGCAAGCGGCCCUGAUAGAUGGAAUCACCAUUCACUCCUUCGCGGAUAUCAGAGUGCAAGGCCAGAAGCAAAAAAAGGAGACGGCUUUUGGACCAGAUCACUUCGUCAAGUACCAACAUCUACGCUGGCUUAUCAUCGACGAAUGCAGCACCUCAGCCUUGGAAGUACUGGCCGUGCUAGAAAAACGCCUGCAAGAAGCGGUCCGUGCCAGGCACUCGUGGAAAUGCCGCGCCACCGGCACGCCCCGGCCCUUUGCCGGCAUCAACAUUCUGCUGGCCGGCGACUGCUGGCAAUUCCCUGCCGUGAAAGCCACGUCCAUCUUCCAUAACCCCUUCAAGCACGGACAAAGUGUUCAGGUAGCGAACCUCCAGAAAGUGUUGUGGACGCAUGACCGACAGAACAUCCAACACCUGUUCGAACUCACCCAAGAGCAUCGUUGUGUCGAUCCGUGGUUAAGUGCCAUUCUCCAUGCCGCCCGACAUGGAGCUGUGACUCAAGAGCACUGGGCGUUUCUACACGGCUUCCCGACCUUGCAUGCCGGCUCGUGGAACCCCCAAACAAACAAGUGCUCUUGCAAAAAGCCGGCCUGCGAUGCCUUGGCCAAGCAGUGGACCAAGGAAGUGUUGGAUCCGAAAAAUACACGAACCUGGCAGGAUCGGCGCCAAGCAGAAUGCGAUGUCUGCGCGGCCGAACGCCGGCGGCGCUGCAUCGUUGCCGGAACAUCCGACUUUGGGCCCAAUCCAAAAGACAGCAAAUUUUUGCAGGCACCGUUUGUGCAUGGACUGAAUGCUGCCAAGUACGUCGCAGCACUGCUGCGGGCCCGGUGGGUGGCGGCCGAGCAACGGCAUCUCUUGCUCUGGGUCGUGGCGCAGGACACGCCGCUCUUCCACACCGACCCUGACACGGAGGCCCAAGAGCUGCAGCACCGAAAAGAGCAAUGGCUUCAGCGACAUGACCAGGCGACAGCAGGGAUAAUGGGAUUGUUGCCACUCUUGCCGGGCAUGCCCGUGCGCAUCACCCAGACCUUGCCCGAACUCAAACCUUGGGGCUUGUUCAAGAACACCCGCGGAUCCCUGCACGGGUGGAGCCUCGCCGAAGAAGACAUUGCGGCAAUCCCGGCCUGCCAGCAGCCGGAGCUGGUGCUCCAAAAAAUGCCGGCAUGCCUCUUUGUCGCCAUCCCCGGUGCCACCUGGCAGCACCGCCCAGGUCUUCCACCGGGGGUCGCUUGCAUUCGCCCGGUCGUGCAACAUUGGAAGCUCGAAGCCCACGGCACCGCCACGGUCGCCAGACGAGGUUUUCCGCUGGCCUGCGAUUACGCCGGCACGGCGCAUUCGUUUAUGGGGGCUACAUUAGCUGCCUGCAGUUUGGACUUAGGAUUUUGGGACACGGCGGCGAACCGGGACUCCCAGCUCAGUGCCUACAUGUGCCUGUCCCGAGUAAAAAAAGCAGAAGACCUCUGCAUAGCCCGUCCCUUUUCCCCUAAUCUUCUAAGCCAAGGUGAACUAAUAGGCCCCGAUACGUUCCUCGCAGUGCAUCGGCAAGCCCUGACCCUGGCGGACGCCAAAAGCAAGUUUGAGCAAGAGCAGGUGCAACGGAAGCGCAAUCCGGAGACCCUCUUCUUUUGUCGCGGAUGCACCCCGAAAGCUAAAGGCGAGCACGGCCUCCUGCCGUUGCGUGACUUCACCAGUAACAAUUUGUGGCAGCCGGAUGCUUGGUUGGAGAUCGUGUGUCGUGGCAUGGAACGCUUGUGCAGUCAGUGUCGCCACCCACAGGUGUCCGGGAACCCCACCAGCGCUGAAGCCGACGCCUCCAGCAAGUGUGCAUUUUGUAACAAAACCCCACUGCCGAAACUCGGCUUUUGCAAGCAAUGCCUGUCCGAAGCCAGAUUGGCCUGCGCCCGCUGUGACGUAGGUCGAAAACUCAAACCCAAGACCUUGGCGGACUUCAGCCCCGCGGAAAUUCAACGCCGCAGAGCAACGAAGGAGUUACGAAAAGCCCGCUGCAAAAAGUGUGAACUGCACCAACCCAACAAAGGCAAAGCGAAGGCCGGGCAGUGCCGCACGUGUCGGAACGUCGUCAGCGUGUCCCACUUGCACCAGUAUGACUCCAAGGCCAACGACGGCAUUUGUCGCAAGUGUUGGCGGAAAGCCACCAACUUGGAGGCAGCGACCGCCAAGGUCUGCCCACAGUGCAGCACACCUUUGAAACCAGCGGCGACACCAGGUUCGUGGUGUCAGAGCUGCGCCUAUCCACCGUGUGCAAGUUGCCAAAAAGUGGCACGGCCAAACAAAGGCCCGUACCACGCCAAACACAAACCUGUCUGGCUGUGCGCAGCCUGUACAGGAUGUCCACAGUGCAACAAACCUUUGAAAGCAAGUUCGAAACCAGGCACAUGGUGUCAGAGUUGUGCCUAUCCACCGUGUGCAGGUUGCCAAAAAGUUGCGCGGCCAAGCAAAGAUACGUACCAUGCCAAGUAUCGACCCUUCUGGCGAUGCACACAGUGUGCCCUAGAAAGCUGUCCGAGGUGCCAAGCCAAUCCCUUGGGUCAAGACGCGGGCGGCGGACCAGACGCCGCGUGUCCACAGUGUGCAGAACGUGGUCCCAAGUGCGCAGUAUGCAAACAGCCAAUGCUUGGCCGCCCGCAUUCCCACGGCUGGUGCCACGGGUGUGCCUUUCCGCCAUGUGCAGCCGGCUGUGGUACACCGCGCCCGAGCAGAAACAGGGGAGACCAGGACAAAUAUCAUGCCAAACUUGGUGUUGUUUAG